Knipowitschia caucasica is the source of this 1038-nucleotide messenger RNA. NCBI's taxonomy places the organism in Eukaryota, Metazoa, Chordata, Actinopteri, Gobiiformes, Gobiidae. The record is from the annotation of a GenBank genome assembly.
AUGUGCACAGGCUCUGAGGACUUGUUGGCUGUUCCGAGUCUCUACGCCGACUUUACAAAGAUGAGAACAGAGAAUAAUGUGUACAGCGCCGUCUACUCUUUUGCACAUGCCCUGCACUCUCUGCUGCAGUGUGAGAACGGCCUGAACCCCACCACUGGGAAGGCCUGUGUCAGCAAGAGCCAGGUCAAGCCCAAACAUCUGCUUGAGCACUUAUAUUAUGUCAACUUCACCACACAUAGCGGUGACAAGGUGUUCUUUGAUAAAAAUGGAGACUCUGCAUCCCACUACGACUUGGUGAACUGGAAAGUCAGUGAAAAUGGCUCUGCUGCGAUUGUGAACAUAGGUCAAUAUGACAAAUCUUUACUGGAGGACAGUCUUCAAGUGAUGGACUCGAAGAUAACAUGGGGUGGACCAAACGGCAAGAUUGUGAGGUCUGUAUGUAGGGAGCCAUGUCCUCCUGGGACUCGCAAAGCUAUACAGAAAAACAGGCCUGUUUGCUGUUUUGACUGUUUUGAAUGCCCCGAAGGAACAAUCAGCAACCAAACAGAUUCUCUAAACUGUAAGACCUGCCCACCUGAGUUCUGGCCAAACGAAAUGAAAGACAAGUGCUUACCCAAACCCACUGAAUUCCUCUCCUACAAAGAGAUUAUGGGCACAUUGUUAACCAUAUUCAGUUGUGUGGGUGUAUUCCUGUCUCUGCUGGUCUUCGUUAUUUUCUUCACGCACAAAGAAACUCCUGUUGUCAAAGCCAAUAACUCUGAGCUGAGCUUCCUGCUUCUGUUUUCACUAAAACUGUGCUUCCUGUGCUCUCUCACCUUCAUGGGACGUCCCUCUGAGUGGUCCUGCAUGCUGCGCCACACUGCGUUCGGCAUCACUUUUGUCCUCUGUAUCUCCUGUGUUCUGGGGAAGACUAUGCUUGAUUCUGAACUCGUGCGCAUCGCCCAGCACCACAUUGCGAGCGGCGUUAGCCCUGGCCGGGGGUGUGGAGAGGGCUCAGUCUCCUUCUUGUGCUCCAGCUGUGUCUGCUCUCAUCGCUGA